AUGAGUUGGAAGAGCAAAGUUUGGACCGUCGUGGGCAGUGUAGCAGCUGUGGAGGAGUUGAAGGAUAGAAAUUUGUGUAGGCUCAAUUCUUCCAUGAAAUCCUUGCACCACCAUCAUGCCAUUAACAACAUGGCCUCCUCCUCGAAGCCUACUCAAUUGGGAAGAGCAGCAGCAGCAGCACCAGCACCAGCACCACCUCCACCAGCAACUACAGCUUCAAAAAUUGAUUCAAAGAAGAAAUGCAAGCAGGCGAAAAGGCUAAAUCCAUCAGAAGAAUCACUUAGAACUGUUAUGUACUUGAGCUGUUGGGGUCCCAGCUAA
Messenger RNA from Dovyalis caffra, 321 nucleotides. Lineage: Eukaryota; Viridiplantae; Streptophyta; Magnoliopsida; Malpighiales; Salicaceae. The record is from the annotation of a GenBank genome assembly.